UGCAUAUGGCCUCUUAGGUCUCCACCAUGGCGUUAAUGGCUGUCCCCUGUCUCAAAAACUAGGGGUGAUGAAGUAUACUUGCCUUUGCUCAGGAAUACUUCUGACUUCUUUCCAAGUUGACACUUGAACCUGUUCCAUGUUGUGUUUGACUUUUAUGACAUCCAUUUGUCAUGUGAGCUGUGUAAAUAUACUGUAGACUAAGUUGAUUUCAUUUUCUUAAGCUGCUUACUUGUAUUGCAUUUGUGAUUGUCAAACAUGUUCACAUUUAUAUUCACCGACCACAUGCAGUCAGGGCCCGGGGACCCCCUCUACCGGCUCCGGCUAAUCUCCCAUUCUGCUGUAAUAUGGGUGGGGCGCAGCGGGGAAGCCCCCGCUCAGCAAGAGUAUAAAGGUGACUGCGCCUUUAAGAAGCAGACCAGGCAGUGCAUGUUGGUUUUAUUCCUCGGCGCACCUUCUGUUCCAUCACCAGCCAAUGCAUCCCGGCAACUUCUAACAGCACCGGACCUGCGGCACAGAUGAGACAACUUGAACCACAACGGUCAUCAUCAUAGACAGGUAAUGGAUCCAGUGUGACUCUUACAGCACCAUCCUGUCCAGCUGGCCUGUCUAACUCUGUAGCUAUGGCAACUUGCGCGAGAGGCUGCGCACCAGCGGUGCGCCUUUGUCAGAGACUGAACCGACUCAAGACACUGGAUGAUGACAUGAUGGCCACGUCGCUGAAACGUUGCCUCUCCACCCUGGACCUGACUCUGAUGGGUGUUGGUGGCAUGGUGGGCUCUGGGCUUUAUGUCCUGACAGGAACAGUGGCCAAAGACAUGACUGGGCCUGCUGUCAUCAUAUCCUUCAUUUUUGCAGGUAUUGCGUCUUUAUUGGCUGCCUUUUGUUAUGCAGAGUUUGGAGCACGCAUUCCCAAAACAGGAUCUGCCUACAUGUUUACCUAUGUUUCUAUGGGAGAGGUCUGGGCUUUUCUCAUUGGUUGGAAUGUGAUUCUGGAGAACAUGAUUGGUGGUGCUGCUGUGGCACGCGCAUGGAGUGGCUAUCUGGACUCCAUUUUUAACCACGCUAUCCAGAACUUCACGGAGACACACAUUAUGCAGUGGAACGUGCCCUUCCUUGCCCAUUACCCUGACCUACUUGCAGCAGGGAUUCUAGUUGUUGCCUCGUUCUUCAUUUCCUUUGGAGUUCAAGUGUCCUCUUACCUCAACCAUAUCUUCUCCACCAUCAGUAUGGGUGUCAUCAUUUUCAUACUGAUUUUUGGCUUUGUGCUGGCUGAACCGGCCAACUGGAGUCAGAGAGAAGGAGGCUUUGCACCUUUCGGGCUGUCUGGAAUACUUGCAGGCUCAGCCACGUGCUUCUACGCAUUUGUGGGCUUCGAUGUAAUCGCAUCCUCAAGUGAGGAGGCAAAGAAUCCACAGAAAGCCGUGCCCAUUGCCACUGCAAUCUCCCUUGGAUUGGCAGCAACAGCUUACAUCCUGGUCUCCGCAGUGCUCACGCUAAUGGUACCCUGGCAUACACUGGACCCCAACUCAGCUCUGGCAGAUGCUUUCUUCCGCCGUGGUUACAGUUGGGCUGGAGUGAUUGUGGCAGUAGGUUCUAUCUGUGCCAUGAACACAGUGCUGCUCUGUAAUCUUUUCUCCCUCCCUCGGAUCGUGUAUGCCAUGGCAGAAGAUGGAUUGUUUUUCUCCAUUUUUGCACGCGUCAAUCCUGUCACCAAAGUCCCUGUCAAUGCUAUACUUGUGUUUGGAAUCCUCAUGGCCAUCAUGGCCCUCAUCUUUGACCUGGAAGCCUUGGUUCAGUUCUUGUCCAUCGGCACGCUCUUGGCGUACACUUUUGUGGCAGCAAGUGUCAUCGUGCUGCGCUUCCAGCCUGAGAAAACCAGCUCCAAGGGAAGCGCUUCCACGUCCCCCAACCCCAAUGCUGAGCCUUCCCCUGCCCCCUCAGAGUCUCAGACCAUAACCGAGGACAGCGGGGAGAUAAAGCAGUACGAGUCCUUCUCUGACAAACUCCAGCUGGUGGAGAGGCAGAAGACGAGAGAGCGGCGUGGGGUGGGACAGCUGAAGGCGUGUUGGGAACCCUACCUGGGUAGGCUGCUGGGGGACUGCGAGCCGGGCGAGGUGGUGACCUUCUGCGUGGUGACUCUGAUAGUGAGCGCAGUGUCCCUCUGUGCUGUGGUGGUAUUUGGUAACAAACAGCUGCAGCUGCCGGUCUGGAGUUUUGCAUUGCUGCUAGUGAUUUUUAGCUUGGCUUUUGUCCUCAGCCUGGCACUCAUAUGGAUUCACGAGCCACAGACCGAAAGCAAAACAUUCCAGGUACCUCUGGUUCCGUUGACUCCAAGUGCUAGUAUCCUCUUUAAUGUAUUCCUCAUGAUGAAGCUCAGCCCUCUAACCUGGAUUCGAUUUACUGUGUGGAUCGCCAUAGGUCUCCUUGUGUAUUUUGGCUAUGGGAUCUGGCACAGUAAAGAGGGCAUGCGGGAGCUGCAGCCCAAAGACAUGGCCGCCCACUACGUGGUGCUACCUAGCGGCAGCCUGGUAGAAACAGUGCAGUCUGUCCAGCCCGAUGGCCAGGUGGACACCACGGCGCACCACAUCAAUGCCUCCACUGCCUCAACAGCUGAGGAGUAUGCAGGAAAGAGAUGAUGUGUGACCAAACACAGUCAUCAUUACAACUGCCUGGUGUUAUCUGAUGUCUCCCACUCAUGCAGUGUACUAUUACUAGUUUACUCUCUGUAUCUCACUCCCUUUAGUGUGUGACUGGCCUGCCACAGUCUGUACUCGUUGCUCUGCAAAUGUAAGCACACCACAGGAUGGGAUGCACGCUCUCUGUCUCGUUGUGAAGCAUAUUUGUAUAUCUUGUAAUACUCGAAUGUACAGUAGAGAGCUUUAUUACUGUCCUGUAAAUUUCUUGCAUCAAACUUGUGUUAUAUCCUUUAAGACCAGCUCUUUUCUUGCAACCUUGCCACUUUGUCAGAAUCCAUGUGCUUGUAGGUUAUAUAUGGUGCUUUCUUUGUGACAAACUGUACUUAAAGUUAUGUAAAAUCACAGAAUGAUUACAUUUUUUUAGAGGUGCUGUAUGUGAGCUACAAAGCCAACAUUAACAUUAACAGCUGUUUACUUACCAAGCCUCAGACAUCGCUGCAUUUACAAGAGGUUAGAAUACACCCUCUGGUGGGCAGUGCUACUUCUUCAUCCUCUCAUGUUUGACUGAGGGCAGACUGGAUGCGACUCACUUGCUGCCAUCAAAUGGGUUCAUUUUUACCAUGUUCAUAUGAAGAGUCCAUAUAAAUGCCCCCUCCUGUGGUGCUCCCAACCUUAGAACUCAAGUUUAUUAGUUCUGACAUGUUUGCUGACAUUUUCAGAAAUAGUGGCAGCCAUGGAAAUUCAUUUUUCAUGGGACUCUAAAUGAAUAUAUUGGAAUUUUAGUCACAUUGAAUUUUUCUUUGUAAUUUUAAGAUACUUUGAAGGAAAAUGCUGAUAUUCCAAAGGGCCUAAUUUUCCCCUCUGCAGUUAUGCCCUUGCAUUUCCUGCAUUACGUUAUCCACCUGCUAGUUUGCUAAAUUGUCUCUGUGACCUCUAGUUACCAACAGUAAUGUCCAUGUUGCCAUUGCUUAGCUGCGGUGUUCUCACAACUCAACCACUUGAACAGAAAGCAUACCUUGUACACGACUUAACCAUGCCAUAAACACAAGCUCACAAGUUCCAUUUGAAGGCAGCAACCAUCACAAAGUGGUAUUAUGAAAUGGGAUGGGAUGGGGCUAGCUGGUUAGCAUGCUAACACCAGUAGAAGAAAAGAAGUGAUAGAAAUAGAGGCAAAACAAUAGUCAAUAUUGGCAUUGCUUUCCACCACUGAUGAUGGUUCUUAGAAUGAAGUUUGAUGCUGAACUCGCCAUGUUUCUUCUAGACUGCUAAGUAAACAGCUAAUGCUAAAUGUUGGCUAUGUAGCGAUAGCAAAAACUUGCAUAUAGCACCUUUAACACAGAUCUGGAGCUGGAAAACCAACAUUCACCAAAACUGUCACUCUGUUGUUACUAAGGUAGAAGAGAUCCCACUGCAUUUUUUGAAAUUAUCAUCUUGAGUACAGUAUGCAUCCAUUUGUUGCAUGUUUUUUUAGUUAAGAAGAGGAAGGCACAGACUUUUGUGAGUUUAUAUUUUCGCCUUUUUCUCAAACCUACUUCUCCUCAAAGCCUUGGGAGAAACUACAGGCUCUAUUAAUGUGUAUCCUCUUCUAGACUGUGCUGCCUAUAGUGGCUUCAGACAAAUUAUUGAAUCCAAUAUGUUCAUAUAUAGUAUGUAUUUAUUUUUCUAUUAUUACUAUUCAUAUUUUUGCUCUUAUAUGGAUGACAUUAGCUUCAUUUUUUUGUGCAUCUCCUGUUCCUGUCGCUGUCGUUUUUGUUUCCGUCUUAUAUGAAUAAGCACUAUGUUUUACAUACCUUGAUUAGUCUCCAUAAGUAAUUUGUGUUCACCUUUUAAUUGGCUAAACGACACUUCAGUGCUUUACUUAAUCUAAAUCUCAUCCCAUGACCCUGUUCUCUUUUGUGUCACUGAUCUUGCACUUGUCCAGGUUUUUCUCACGCACAUUUAGACAGCAACCCUCUCCCCUCACUCCCUGUUGGCAUGAGAUUAUGAGAAAUCAAAGCACAUAGAUUAUAGAGAUUUUGUUGGCUUAUUGUAUUAUUAUAUUAGAAUGUUAGACCUGGGAGGAAAUUAGAUUAUUGGAUAUACAAUAUAAGUCAAGCACAAACCUUCUGAAUGGGACUUUUCACACACAGGGUAAAAUAUUGGUAGGCAGGCAGAGGCUGGUUGUGUUAAACCUGAGAUGGGACUCUGUAAUCCCAGCAGAUUUGCUGCAGUCCCUGUCGCCAGUCUGCAGCUUGACCUAGAUCAGAGAAAGGCACACAUGUGAGACCACUCUCAUAUUAAACAGAUAACAUUCCCACAGCCUACACAGUGUCAAUAAAUGAACACGAGGCGUUAUUUUUUAAUCCCAAAUACAAUAUAAUAAUAAUCUAUCACUUUUUUUCAUUUGAGUUUGUAUUUGCAUGUGUUACAUAAGAAACCAAUGGCCUUAAACAUGUUGUAUUCAGUGCAGAUGGACUUCCAAAGCUAAAGUAGUCUGGGUGGAGUAGUUGUUUAAUUUAUUUGUCUGUUAGAUUAAAAAAAAAAAAGUUGGUUAUACAGGACUUCAAGCUUUUAAUUAUUAAACCAAAACACAAGCAUGGAAGAGAGUGUACAGCAGGAGGCAUUUUGACAUAGUUACAAAAAGGAGUCAGAUUCAAGAGAAUUUUGUACAACUUUGCACACCAUUUUAAAACUGCUGUCUGGUAAUUUUGUGUCACAGUUACGCUUUUGAUGUCGGGGCCAGUGACAGAUAUUCAUACUGUGGUGCUUUUUUAAGCUCAACGUUCUCUCACCUCUUUCUCUGUCUUUUUUGUGCCAGGAAGCACAGUUACAAAUUAUCCAAUUCUUUUCUUACUUCUGAAUAGUAUUAUACUCUGUACUUGCACAUUAAGGUCUCAGAUCUUUCUGUUAUCGUGUAUGUCUCUAUAAAAUGCAGCAACUGUGUAAUAAAUGAAAAAUAAAUGUUUUAAAGCAGCAUUUACAAAAA
Messenger RNA from Lates calcarifer (barramundi perch), 5601 nucleotides. It is a transcript of the gene slc7a4, whose product is annotated as solute carrier family 7 member 4. Gene Ontology annotation, biological process: amino acid transport; transmembrane transport. The record is from RefSeq and is a predicted model, not a curated record. Bases 621 to 2636 code for a protein of 671 amino acids. NCBI's taxonomy places the organism in Eukaryota, Metazoa, Chordata, Actinopteri, Centropomidae. The transcript is spliced from 5 exons. Gene Ontology annotation, cellular component: plasma membrane. Gene Ontology annotation, molecular function: amino acid transmembrane transporter activity.